Molecule: messenger RNA, 4128 nt
Organism: Lagopus leucura (white-tailed ptarmigan)
Lineage: Eukaryota; Metazoa; Chordata; Aves; Galliformes; Phasianidae
Gene: PTAFR
Product: platelet activating factor receptor
Exons: 3
Coding region: 609-1655 (348 amino acids)
Biological process (GO): G protein-coupled receptor signaling pathway; chemotaxis
Cellular component (GO): membrane
Molecular function (GO): platelet activating factor receptor activity; G protein-coupled purinergic nucleotide receptor activity
Source: RefSeq, a predicted model, not a curated record
ACAAGCACGGAGUGCUGUGCUGGCUGCCACCAAUGCUUGGAAGGGAAUGAGAAGCCCAGAGGAUGCUGAGCCCGGACCCCUGGUGUGGAGCUGCUGCAGGUGGGGCUGCCCCAUCCCAGGGCACAGGAUGAUGCCAGAGAGUAGCGAGCCUCUGUCCUGCACAGCCAUUUCCCUGUGAGAUCCGUGGUUUGCACCAGGGUGUGGCUGGGGCACGUCGGAGCCGUGUUGCAAGUGCCAAGAGGGAAGUGAGUCACCCACCUGUGGACCAGCGCCUUCUUUCCCGUCCCUGCUCCUCCUGACAGAGCUCCUCCAGGCCUGGCACGCUGCUGCUGCUCACGGAGGACCAGCGUCUGCUGGGCUGGAUAGCCCCAAGUGACUCUGCACUCAUGCUGCAGUUGCUCCCAUUCUGGUGUCCUCUCCUUGAGAGCUGCCCUCGGGGAGACCUUUCAGACCGUGGUCGGAGAAUGUAACACUGAGAAGAGGAUUGAGCACCCUCAGUAAGAUCUCCAUUAGAGCUGAAGAUGGACAUAUUGCACUGAAUCCCUUUGUGGCAAGAAGAAAAGCUACAGCAGGAAAUCGUGGUUCACACGUAUCCACUCAACAACACGAUGUCUGGAGAGGGCAAAAAUGAUGCUGCAGGCAAUGUGUGCCCAAUAGACUCUGAGUUUCGCUACAGCCUCUUCACUGUUUUCUACAGCAUCAUUUUCAUUCUGGGCUUUGUCGCCAACUGCUACGUGCUCUGGAUUUUCAGCCGUAUUUACUCCACCAAGAAGCUCAAUGAAAUCAAGAUAUUUAUGCUGAACCUGACAGUAGCUGACCUGCUCUUCCUGGUUACAAUGCCACUGUGGAUUGUUUACUAUCACCACCACGGGGACUGGAUCAUGCCCAAGUUCCUCUGUAAUGUGGCUGGCUGUUUCUUUUUCGUGAACACCUACGCUUCUGUUGCCUUCCUGAUGGUCAUUACAUACAACCGUUACCAAGCUGUGACGAAUCCCAUUAGAGCAGCUCAGUUUACCACCCAGAGAAGGGGUAUCUUUCUCUCAGCAGCCAUCUGGAUCAUAACAGUGGGCAGUGCUUUGUAUUAUCUUUUUGAUGAUAAUACGAAUGUGGAGAAAAUUGGCUCAAAUAAUUAUACACGUUGCUUUGAGCGCUAUGACUCUACUGGCAAUGUUACACCGGUUCUUGCCAUUCAUGUCAUCAUCUGCACCCUUUUCUACAUCAUUUUCCUAUUUAUCCUAGCUUGGAACAUCAUCAUUAUCAGGACCCUGUUCUCCAAAUCAGGGCAGCAGCGGAAGAACGCUCAUGUAAAGCAAAGGGCGCUCUGGAUGGUUUGCACUGUGCUGGUUGUGUUCAUCAUCAGCUUUGUGCCUCAUCACAUUGUGGACCUGCCCUGGACACUGACUGUUCUGGAGCAAUGGAAGAAGGAAAACUGUCGCUUGCGCCAGCAGCUCAACGAUGCUCACCAGGUGACUUUGUGCCUCCUGAGUAUGAACUGCGUGCUGGACCCAGUCAUCUACUGCUUCCUCACCAAGAAGUUCCAAAAGCACGUAUCACAAAAUCUGAAAAGCAUGAAAGGGAGCCGCAAGUGCUCCAGGCAAACCACAGAUACGGUGAUUGAGGGCACCAUUCACCAGGAGGACGCCAUUGGGUUCUAGGUCAGUCGGUUUUGAUUGCAGAGGCUGAGGUGCUGAAUGAGUCCCUCAUCUUUUCUCAAACGAAGGCACAGAGGGACACGACAGGGCCAGAAUAUUACUUUCCAUUUUUCCUGUAAGACAGAAGAAUGAACACCUGUUUGUGACAGGACAAGAGGCAGUGUGCAUAAACUGGAACACAGGAGAUUUGCCCUGAACAUUAGGGAGAACUUUUUAAUGUGAGGCUGACGGAGCACUGGCACAGGUUGCCCAGGGAAUCUCCUCCUUGGAGAUCUUCAUAAGCCACAUGGAUGUGGUGCCGGGCAAGAGGUGUCCCUUCUGAAACAGGGGUUGGACCAGAUGGACUCAGAUGUCUCUUCCAACCUCUGUCAUUCUAUGAUUUCUUCUAUCACUCUCAACUGGCAGCACUGAAACUUGUAAAAAUCUGUGAGAAAACCACCUUCUGUCUGUGCUGUGGGCACUGAGAGCAGCUCAGGCAAUCUGCUUUUACUGAGAGAAAUGCAGCGAGUGUCCGCAGUGAGCAAAGUACACUGAAAUUAUACAUGAUGUCAGCUCUGGUAGUACCAUGCCUGGUCCUUUGCCUGCUCAGCUUCCAGGAGAAGUCCAGUAUCAGAGCUGUAAGACUUCUAAACAGCCUGGUGGAACGUGCUGAGCUGCUACCAUAAUCAAGUAACAUUUCUGAGCAGCUGUCCUGAACUGUCUUUGCUCACAGCUUUUGUAUCAGACAAGUCACUCGACAAAGACAACACAAGGAAGAGAAAUUGGCAGUGCCUCAGCCCCCAUCCCAAAUCAGCUCCCCAGAGGGGGCUGCUGCCUGCCCCCUGGUUUCUUGUAUGAUUGCAAAACUGGAAAGUAAGUGGCCUCUUGCACUCAGAUUUUGGCCGGCUGGUAUUUUUGUGCCUGUGGAAAUCCCACCUCAUUUUGGAUGCUCUGGGUAAUAGAAGACUGCUGUCAGCAGGGGCAUUAUUAGGAGAAGACAAAAAACUUUAAAUGCUUCUCUAUCUUUGUUCUUAUUUAUUUAAAUGAGGAUUGUAAAAAGCAACUGUGCGCUGUCCUUCCUCUAGCCUUUUUAUUUCUGCUGUGAAGAAAAGAAGCUGACUGGCUCUUGAUAAUCUACCACAAAUGAAGUAUUUCUGAGUAAAUCGGUGAUGCAUAGUGAUGCAGUGCACUUUGCAGAGAUGUAACUAAUGCAAUUGUGAAAGACUUGAGACUCCUCACUCAGGGCUGGCAGCAGCCAGUAGGGCCCUAGGGUAGUUUUCCAGGGGUGCCCAUUUCUGUUACAAGUCAUGAGACAGUUGAGGUUUCUUUUUCUGACUGUAAUUACUCAAUCCAGCACAGGAAAUUGGGCAGGGCAAGGAGGGGAAGCUACUUGUUUUUAACAAUCAUUUUUUGGUUCCUCAAACUGCAUGGGAGAGUCUGGGUGGUAAUACAAGAAAAGUCUAUCUGACAUGGCAAUAUUAUUGAUUUGUAUGCGUUGUCAGCAGCCUUUGUAUGCCCACCAGUUAUGAGGAGAAGGUGAAAGAUGACCUUUCCAAAUAUAGGACCAACAGACCUAUCAGACCUGUCUAUGUUUCAGUGAAGAUGGGUGUCCUUCAGCUGUAUCUCCUGCAGCUCCUCGAGCAGCUUUUGUACUUGUGUAAAUGAGCAAAGGAACUAAAAUGCUUUUUUCUUUUUAAUGCCACGCCUGAUGGUGAGCUGUGCACUCCUGUACCAGGCAGUGGGCAGAAUGUGAUCAUAAGCCAAAUGCGUUCUCUCUUGGUUCUGUGCUCUGCUCCAAUAUGGUCACUCACAAAGAAUACCUGCUGGCAUCAUUUCACAGAGACUUUUCCCUGGUCCCUCAGCCAUGUUCAAAGCUUUGCUCCGUAUCCGCAGUCACACAGUGCAUAGCAAGGAUCACAAUACUUCAUCUAAAAGCCUAAAUCCUGGGAGCUGGAGGAAUGUGCUUCUGUAUUUUGCCCUCGAGAGACGGCACAUUCUGGUUGGAAAAACUUCUCACCACCCACGUAUCAGUAGAUCUCACUUGCUUCACAGCUGCUAAAGCACUGGACAGAUCGAGUUUGGCAACUCUUGGAGGAAAUGGAAAGGGAUUGUUUUGUGUAGAAAUGUGUAAGUUUAUGGUCUUCUAUAGACUGCUGGGAAACUUGCAGUGGAGCGUACAGUUUGGGUUACUUACUAUUUGCAAAUACACACAGAAGGCAAAUAGUCCACAGAAACCAACUGUAAGGCAAGUGGGAGAUCAACAGAACAAAUGUAAACUUGCUUCUAAGGGAAAGGUUAAACAGUGAAAGAAUUCUGAGCACUCUUCACGAGAUUAUGUUGCAAUAACUAAGUCAGCAAAAAGGCAUUUUAAAAGAAGUUUGACCUUCUACUUCUGUUCCUGGAAUUACUUGUUCUACAGCAGUGUUGCAGGACACAGUUUUGAUUUGCAAUGAAAGGAAUCCUCAAAUGUUCUUCUAAAUAAAGCGUGCUUCCCAAA